AGUAUAGCUACAGUAGCCCUCCCUCCCUUCCAACAAAUUUGAAUCGACAUUCACAUUUCAAUUUCAAAGACCUAACGGUCUCUCUCGUUUAAUAUCUCCGAAUCUACAAUUUACAGCAAGACGAUCGAGACGAUGGAGGAGUGCUUACAGUACAUGAAGACUUUACGCCAUCAAAUGAACGAGGUGGAGGAUCAGACCACGAAGGUCACGGUUGAAGAGCAAAUGCUGAUCACCAUAAUUAACUCCAUGGAAAACGACCUCGUUUCUGUUUUUGCAUCAACAAAGUUACUGAGAGAAGAAGCUGAGAAGAUGAACAAGGAAAAGGGUCAGAUAUGUGCACAGAUACUGGCAAAACAAAGAAAAAUUUCUUCUCUGGAGUCUGAUUCGUCCACCCUUAACCAGACAAUGGAGCUUAUACAACAAGAAAGAGUUAGCUCAUCUAAAAAACUAGCAGUGAAGAAAAACAAUAUUAUUCUUUCAUCUUAUUUAACUUUUCCUAUAGGGAAGUGCAGCAUUGAUAACAAUAACUUCAUGGACAAUAAGAGGAGUGAAGCUAGGAAGACCCUGAUGGCCAAUUUGGUUUUUGCUGAAUACAAGCUUGACGAAAUUGCACAGAAGACAUUAAAACCUGUUCAGGAGAACAAAAAGAUGAACGAUUCCUUUGAGCAAGUGAAGUGCAGGGCAAACAAAUUGAAGGCAGAGAUGUUGGCAAUGGAUAUAAAGACCUUGGAAGAGGACCACACAGCUCUUCUAUCAGAUAAGGUUGGAGAAUCCGAGUUUUGGGAAUGCCUAAAGGACCAAAUUGAGCAAGUCAAGGGACUUUCCUAUGUGCUGAACUGUGAUUGUGGAGAGGAAUACAAGGUGGAAGUGAAUCUUUAAUCUUAUAAAAGUAUAAUAGCAAUGAAACUUAGACAACUCAAAAGGCUGAAGAAACAAAUUUGUAGUUGACAGAAUUGAUUUGCUUCUAAGGCUAACUAUACUGGAAAUUUACUGGAAAGGAUUUGAUUGGCGUGCCUAACCAGCAAGUCAAAUUGAAUUCAUUUGCUACUCAUUCUAGCUAUGCUGAGAAUUUAAAAGCUCUGUUACCAAUCAGCAGAGAAAAUACUCUAGCGCUCAGUGUCUAGGUUUCACAUUUGCUCGUUUGCUUUCCGUGUUAAGUGAUCAUCCAGUGAUGCAUUGUGUUGACCAGGAAGUCCAACAUCAUGUUAGGAGCAUGCCAGAAGCAAAAUUUAAUUAAAGAAAUUGGUGAUAUAUAACAAGUAUAGCAUGAUUUACAUACACUAUCCCUCUUAUGCACUUUCAGUUGUUGAGAUACCAUAAUUGUUUUUUAUUUAGUUAUUUACUUUCUCUUCACAGAGGAAGGAAAAAGAAGUUACAAUCUUUCAUUGUGGAUGACGCCUACUGAUAAAUUGAUCAUUGGACUCAAAUGGUUACUUAUAAUCUCUCAAUGCUCAAUAUUUUUCUUCAUUCACUGAUGUUUAAUUUUAAAGCAAAUCAUUCCACUGUGUGACUGGUUCUGUUGUUUCCUUAAACUGCAGAACUGAUUCAAUAAUUGUUAGUCAUGCUAGUGAGGCUAGUAUUUAGAAAUAUUGUUACUGAUUAGCUGAGGAAAUUCAAAAGGCUACAGCAAUCAAGUACUAACUUAUCAAUGACAGAAACUUCAUUGAGGACAUUGUAAGAAAGAAAAAAUGAUGGUGAUGAAACAAAUUGGGUAUCAUGGAGAAUAGUAUCAGGAAGUUAUCAGAAAUGAGUCAAAUAGUGUAUCUGCCUGGAACAUCAAAUUAAUUAGUUAUGCUUGAAUGGAUUUCCUAGUGAGGUAUAUUGGCUGAGAAUUUUCUGUAAAGGAUUCAAAUGGGCUGCCUGCUGCUCAGAUUAAGUCGAAUUCAUUUGCUACUCAUGCUAGCUAUGCCAAGAAUUUAAAACUCCUUUACCAAGCAGAGAAAAUACCGAAGGCCAAAGCUAUGCAGGACCAAAUUCAAUUGGGUGGAUGGCUGGAACUUCAUUGGCGCUCAAGUGCUCAAUGUCUAGUUUUUCACAUUUGCA
Molecule: messenger RNA, 2043 nt
Organism: Pistacia vera
Lineage: Eukaryota; Viridiplantae; Streptophyta; Magnoliopsida; Sapindales; Anacardiaceae
Exons: 14
Coding region: 133-879 (248 amino acids)
Source: RefSeq, a predicted model, not a curated record